AUGAGCAGCCCCGAAGCUGCCGCCGCAAGAGACGAAUUCUACGAGGACCUGCACGUCCUCUUGGGAACUGUGUCGAAGGCGGACAAGUUGAUUAUCCUUGGUGACUUCAAUGCCCGCGUCGGCACAGACCAUGCUGCUUGGAGAGGAGUGCUGGGUCCCCACGGUCUCCGCGGCUCAAACGACAAUGGCCUGCUGCUCCUCCGCACCUGCGCAGAACACCGCCUUAUCCUGACAAACACGUUCUUCUGUCUGCCGGAGCGAGAGAAGGCCACCUGGAGGCAUCCUCGGUCGCGUCAGUGGCACCUGCUGGACUAUGUCCUCGUCUGGAGGCGAGAUCAGCGGGACGUGCUGGUGAAGAAGGGAAUCGCGGGUGCUGACGGGUGGACCGACCAUCGCUUCGCCACCUCGAAGAUGCCUAUUCGCCUAAAACCUCGCAGGAUACCACAAGGUAAACGACCCCCAGGUAAGCUGAAUGUUGCCUUGUUGUCUUUGCCCGCUCACCAUCUCCAUUUCAGCAACGAGCUGGCUCAACGGCUGAACAACCUUCCGCUUGCUGCCUUCGCCGACGCCGCCGAAGGCGAAUAUCAUGGGUGUCUUUAA
Spirometra erinaceieuropaei is the source of this 600-nucleotide messenger RNA. NCBI's taxonomy places the organism in Eukaryota, Metazoa, Platyhelminthes, Cestoda, Diphyllobothriidea, Diphyllobothriidae. The record is from the annotation of a GenBank genome assembly.